Molecule: messenger RNA, 971 nt
Organism: Quercus lobata
Lineage: Eukaryota; Viridiplantae; Streptophyta; Magnoliopsida; Fagales; Fagaceae
Exons: 2
Coding region: 155-919 (254 amino acids)
Source: RefSeq, a predicted model, not a curated record
GCCUCUCUAUCCUUGUCUCCUCUACCUUUCUCCUUCAUUCUCAAAUGGGGACUAGUAGUGGGGCCCUCUCUCUUCAAUUCUUUCUUUGAUUUUUCCAAACAAAUUUGAUAUACACAGUUGCAGAGCAGAGCAGAGUAAGAAAGAUCAAAGCAAAAUGGGAUUGCUUUCGAAUAAGAUCGAGAGGGAGAUUCUUAAACCUGGGGAUCAUAUCUACUCUUGGAGACACGCCUAUAUCUAUGCCCACCACGGGAUAUAUGUUGGUGAGGGAAAUGUUAUCCAUUUUACUCGGGGAGGAGGCCAGGAAAUUGGAAUAGGAAAUUUUUUAGACCGCAUCAUUGUGAGCUCAUCACCUUCUCGUCCGUCAGAUAAUCCAUGCCCAAGAUGUGGUGAUCAAUCAAGGCUUGAUGGAGUCAUCUCUUCCUGUAUGGAUUGUUUUCUUUCCGGAGGAGAACUCUACAUCUUUGAGUAUAGUGUCUCCCCAGCUCUCUUUAUUGCCAAAGCUCGUGGAGGUACCUGCACUCUUGCUUCUUCUGACUCACCUGAAGAAGUUAUUCACCGUGCUUCUUAUCUCCUCCAGAAUGGUUUUGGUUGCUAUGAUAUUUUCAGGAACAACUGUGAAGACUUUGCAAUAUACUGCAAAACAGGCCUGCUUGUGUAUACUGCCAUUAGUGUGGGCCGGAGUGGGCAGGCAGCAUCCAUUCUUGCUGCUGCUAGUGCUAUCCUUUCUUCGCCACUUCGAUUUCUGACUACCAGUUUUGGUGGUCUGGCAGCUGUAGGUUAUGGCAUGUAUUGUUUCAGCCGUUUGGUUUCUGAUAUGGGAGUACAGCGUGAUGUCAAAAAAGUUCCAGUGGAGAUGCUUGUUUGCCGCGCUGUCUCAGAUGAGUCAGAGGCUGUAACUGAGAUGGCCAAGGCAGACUAGUCUUUUGACAUGGGCAGGUGUUAUAUGUGUGGUUUGCAGGAAUUUGGUUAUU